AUGCAGACGAAUCCCAAUCGCCUUUCGGCGAAUAUCCGAGCGUCGCCGUUCAAGCGGCAGACCAGCAGUGCUUCACCAGCAUCGUCUCCGACCAAACAGAGCAACAACAACCUAAGUCUAUCCCCCGAAAAGACAAGUCCAUUUGUACGACGGCCCAGCCAAAUCAGCAACUCCUCCGAGCGUCCCUCGAGCCCUUUUGGUCGUCCCCUAAGCGGCGUCAGUAUACCUGCGUCUCCCUCGUGGAAGGAAAGCCCGGCAGCAGAAGACACAUUCAUCUCGCGGAGACAACCCAGCCCCACGCCAGUACCAGACGAGCCAAAUACGCCCACAAUCCAGCUCGGCAAUUCUCCAAGAAUCCACAACGGAGCGCGAAAAUCUUCAGAGGAGCAACCUCUCGACUCGCCCUUCACCGCACCCGGUCCCGCCAAUUUGCGACCAACCCCACAACGAACGACGAUACCAUCGACUAUCCGCACGACCCAAGCAACACAUUUAUCGCAGCCAAAAUUUGCCCCACCACAGCUCGUAGUCAUGGGUGGUCACGGAGGAGCCUACAAUCAUAUUCCCCAGUCUCUUCUUCAUAGCAUGCGCGAAUCGUUCGAGGUGCUGGACAAUAGCAACUCUGGAGCCAUCACAUCUGCCUCCGUCGCCGAGAUGCUCUCUCAGCUAGGCCUUGACAAUAAUCCAGCUGCGUUACGGUCAUUCUUCCCACCAAAUGGCCCAGGACAGCUCAAUCUUGCACGAUAUUUGGACACGCUCUCUGGCCCGCUAGCUGAUCUUUCACAACCGGAGGAGCUUCGCGCGGCAUUCGAGGCUUUUGAUGUUGACGAUAGCGGACAGAUUGAUGUCUCGGUACUGAGAGACGCGUUGCUACACACUGCUCCAAAUCCAGGCGAAGAAAUGAUCAAGCUGAGUGAGAAGGAAGUGGACGGCAUUCUUGGGGAGUUCGCAGGACGGCGGGCUUUCGGGUCCAAAGGAGUCAACGCAUCAAAGGGCAAGGGAGACGUUUUCAAAUAUAGGGAUUUCAUGGCGAACGUCGGACCAACAGCAACGGAUAACGAUCGGGUGGCAACCUGA
Ramularia collo-cygni is the source of this 1077-nucleotide messenger RNA. RefSeq lists its product as uncharacterized. Gene Ontology annotation, biological process: actomyosin structure organization; mitotic cytokinesis. Gene Ontology annotation, cellular component: cytoplasm; myosin II complex. The transcript has a single exon. The coding region runs from base 1 to 1077 and encodes 358 amino acids. NCBI's taxonomy places the organism in Eukaryota, Fungi, Ascomycota, Dothideomycetes, Mycosphaerellales, Mycosphaerellaceae. The record is from RefSeq and is a predicted model, not a curated record. Gene Ontology annotation, molecular function: cytoskeletal motor regulator activity; calcium ion binding; myosin heavy chain binding.